This is a messenger RNA of Raphanus sativus (radish), 1322 nucleotides long. Its product is annotated as transcription factor MYB93. The record is from RefSeq and is a predicted model, not a curated record. NCBI's taxonomy places the organism in Eukaryota, Viridiplantae, Streptophyta, Magnoliopsida, Brassicales, Brassicaceae. The transcript is spliced from 3 exons. The coding region runs from base 2 to 1090 and encodes 362 amino acids.
GAUGGGGAGGUCGCCUUGCUGCGAUGAGAAUGGUCUAAAGAAAGGGCCAUGGACUCAUGAAGAAGAUCAAAAGCUUAUUGAUUACAUUCAUAAACAUGGCCAUGGAAGCUGGAGAGCCCUUCCAAAGCUCGCAGAUUUAAACCGAUGUGGAAAGAGUUGUAGACUAAGGUGGACAAAUUACUUGAGACCUGAUAUCAAAAGAGGAAAGUUUUCCGCAGAAGAAGAGAAAACAAUCCUCCAUCUCCAUUCUAUUCUUGGGAAUAAAUGGUCUGCUAUUGCGACACAUUUGAAAGGACGUACUGAUAAUGAGAUCAAGAACUUUUGGAACACGCAUCUAAAGAAGAAACUGAUCCAAAUGGGCAUCGAUCCUGUGACUCAUCAGCCAAGAACCGACCUCUUCGCAAGCUUACCUCAGCUCAUAGCCUUAGCAAACUUAAAAGACCUCAUUGAACAAACAUCACAGUUCUCAUCCAUUCAAGCUGAGGCAGCUCAACUAGCCAAGCUACAAUAUCUCAAUGGUAUGCUUAAUUCUUCGGCUUCAUUAUCCAACAACAACAACAAUAACCCCAGUAGUAUUCUCGAUAUCGACCAUAACCAUGCGAUGAAUCUCUUAAACUCCAUGGUCUCAUGGAAUAAAGAAAACAACUCGAAUUUCAAUCCCGCUCUUGAACACGAGGCUGACCAUCAAAAUCAAGGUUUAUUUCCACUCGGGUUCUUCAUUGAUUCAACCACCCAACCACUCCAACAACAACAAUAUCAUUUAAACAAUAGUCCUAGUGAGAAACCAUCCCAAGGUGACCCACUUCUUGAUCAUGUCCCUUUCAAUCUACAAACACCUUUGAAUAGUGAAGAUCACUUUAUAGAAAAUUUAGUCAAACAUCCAAUAGAUCAAGAUCACGAUGAUCCAUCUUCAUGGAUUCUGCCAUCUCUUAUAGACAAUAGCCCCAAAAAUGCCAUGUCUUCUCUUCCUUACAACAAGCUAGCGGAUGCGGAUGCGAGCAGCAGCUCAAGCUAUGGUGGUGGGGACGGUGCGUCUCUUUAUUGGCCUGACUUUUGCUUCGACGAAAGCCUUAUCAACGAUAUUUCUUAAUUAGUUUUGGCAUAUUGUUCUUGUAAAUUCUGUUAUUAUAUACGCAUGUCUAGUUGAAUUACGUUUGAUCAAGCUGAGUUUAUUUUAUAAAAAGAUAUUUCAUUUGUUGUGUUCGUCGUUUUAGUCUUGUAAGGUGUCGUCCGAUUAUACAUUCCUCUCCUUUUUAGUUUUUAUGUAAUUAGACGCGACAUAUGUUUUUAUUUUGUUUAUACACGACAUGAAAUAUAUGUUA